Eimeria necatrix is the source of this 870-nucleotide messenger RNA. RefSeq lists its product as hypothetical. The transcript has a single exon. Lineage: Eukaryota; Apicomplexa; Conoidasida; Eucoccidiorida; Eimeriidae. Bases 1 to 870 code for a protein of 289 amino acids. The record is from RefSeq and is a predicted model, not a curated record.
AUGUCUCAUGUAGUGCCGUGGGCAACUGGUCGCCACAAGCUCUUCUGCAGCCACACGUGCCCGUUGAAGAAGGCGCUGACACCAUAUCCAUGCCGCUCAUAUUCCGGUCCUUACCUGGCUGCUGUGCUUUCUGGCACAGCAGUAGAAGCUCCAGCAUUAAGAGGCCAGGAAGUAUCAGCUUUACAUUGCUAUAGCCCCAGCAGCAGCGGCAGCAGCAACAGCAGCAGCGGCAACACGGGAAUGAGCAACAGGGGAAGUGAUAGCCCCGUAAGGUACAACGUAAACAGAAGCGUACUUAUUAGGGUGAACAGCAGCAGAAGCAGCAGCAGCAGUAGCAUCAGCAGCUUUCGCAUAAAAGAGGGAUCUUUUGGUUCUUAUGCUCCUCGUUCUUUCUCCCGCACGGGCAGCCAAAACUGCAACCACUUCGCCACCAGCACAUCAUAUGUUACCCAAAGCAGCAACGGCAGCAGCAGCUACUGCAGCGACAGUGGGAAAAGAAGCAGCAGCGACAGCAGCAGUAGCAGCCGCUCCAGCAACAGCAACAAGGACAGCAGCUGGAGAAGCAGUCAAAGAAGCGGUCGCGACACCAGCGACGACAACAACUGUAGUAAUGGCAGCAGCAGCAGCUCCGACAGCAGCACGAGCAGCAGUAUUAGCAGCAAUUUGAGUCGAGUGAUGGGCGAAGAAAUAUUUUUAGGGGCGAAGAUUCGGCAGCAAAAUCUGUGCAAGCGAGUCCCAUUUAGGGUUCAUCGUACAGGUGAGCAAAAGCAACUGCAGCUGCAGCAUCACGAGGAGCGCCAGAGGCAGCCGCUGCUGCAGAAGCACGAGCUGCUGCUAUCGCUGCAAGAGGAGUGCUUUCACAAAUUGUAG